Molecule: messenger RNA, 2399 nt
Organism: Cyprinus carpio (common carp)
Lineage: Eukaryota; Metazoa; Chordata; Actinopteri; Cypriniformes; Cyprinidae
Product: gastrula zinc finger protein XlCGF26.1-like
Exons: 4
Coding region: 253-2022 (589 amino acids)
Cellular component (GO): nucleus
Source: RefSeq, a predicted model, not a curated record
UUAAAGUCGAUAAAACCCUUAUGUUUAUUUUAUAGCUUUUACAAACCAUGUUAAGUUUAUUACUGAGUGUAACACUGUAGUGCUUUAUCUUGCGGUAAUGCACGUAUUUUUUUUUUUUUUCGUGAGUAAAGCACAUCCGCACGUUGAACAGAUAAAUCGCUUCUAAUUUCUCUCCAUAUAUCGUGAACCAGUUUAACGUAGAGAAGAACUUGAUCACUGUAAAUUAGUGACGGAGAAACGAAGCUGAACAAAAUGUUUCCCAAAAGUGUCCAAACAGGCAGGUCUCCAGGUGAAGUGACUGAAAUCUACAAUAUUAUAAAGAGGAUGUUUAUCAAAGAGGAGAGCGAAGAUAUGAAGAUUGAAGAAGCAUUUAGAGUGAAACAUGAAGCGUCUGAGGAACAAACAGACCUAAUGGCACUGAAAGAGGAGAGGGAAGUACUCAGUGAAAUUGACGUGAAAGAUCAAUAUGAGGAUCUUCUUGAUUUCACAACUGGAGAGAAAUCGUUUUGUUGUCCACAGACUGAAAAGUCUUUCACGCGAAAAACAGCUCAAAAGAGAGGGAAAAAGUUUGGACAGAGUUUCAAUCAAAAAGUAAAACCUCAAGCCCAUUUGAGAACUGGAAAGAGGCAUUUCACUUGCCAACAAUGUGGUAUAAGAUUCACUCUAAAAGGAAGCUGGAACAGGCACAUGAGAAUUCACACGGGACAAAAGCCUUACACCUGCCAACAAUGUGGGGACAGUUUUGCUCUACAUAGAAACCUUAAGGUCCAUAUGAGAAUUCACACUGGGGAGAAGCCUUAUUCAUGCCUUCAGUGUGGAAAGAGUUUUAGUAAUCAAGGAAACCUUAAAGUCCAUAUGAGAAUUCAUACUGGAGAAAAGCCUUACAUAUGCCCAAUGUGGAAGAGUUUCACUCAAAAAGUAUGCUUUGAAGCCCACAUUAGAAUUCACACUGGAGAGAAGCCUUUCACCUGCCAACAGUGUGGAAAGAGUUUCAAUCAACAUCGAACCUUGAAAGACCACAUGAGAAUUCACACUGGAGAGAAGCCGUUCACCUGCCAACGGUGUGGAAGAAGUUUCACUCAAAAAGGAACCUUUAACAGGCAUAUGAGAGUUCACACUGGAGAAAAGCCUUACACCUGCCAACACUGCGGAAAGAGUUUCUGUCAACGUGGAACCAUAAAAAACCACAUGAGAAUUCACACUGGAGAGAAGCCUUUCACCUGCCAACAGUGUGGAAAGAGUUUCUGUCAGCAACAAACCUUAGAAAACCACAUGAGAGUUCACACCGGAGAAAAGCCUUUCACCUGCCAACAGUGUGGAAAAAAAUUCUAUCAGCAUCGAUCCUUAAAAGAACACAUGAUACUACACACUGGAGAAAGGCCUUUCUCUUGCCAAGAGUGUGGAAAGAGUUUCUAUCAACAUCGAACCUUAAAAAACCACAUGAAAGUUCACACUGGAGGGAGUACUUUAACCUACCAACAGUGUGGAAAGAGUUUCGAUCAACGUCAAAACUUAAAAGACAUGAGCCUUCACACUGGAGAAAAGACUUUUACCUGCCAACAAUGUGGAAGAAGUUUCAACAGAAAAGGAAACCUUAAUGUCCACAUGAGAAUUCAUACUGGUGAAAAGCCUUACACAUGCCCUCAGUGUGGAAAGUGUUUCACUCAAAAAGUGUGCUUUGAAGCCCACAUAAGAAUACACACUGGAGAGAAGCCUUUCACCUGCCAAAUGUGUGGAGAAAGUUUCAAUCAACAUCGAACUUUAAAAGACCACAUGAGGGUUCAUACCGGAGAAAAACCGUUCACCUGCCAACAGUGUGGAAAGAGUUUCACUCAAAAAGGAACCUUUAACAGGCAUAAGAGAGUUCAUACAGGAGAAAAGCCUUACACCUGCCAACAGUGUGGAAAGAGUUUCAGUCAACGUCGAACCAUAAAAGACCACAUGAGAGUUCACGGAACCGGAGAGAAGCCUUUUACCUGUAAAAAUGGUAUGGAACAUGUUUCAAUCAACAUCGAACCUUGAAAGACCACAUGAGAUUUCACACUGGAGAGAAGCCGUUCACCUGCCAACACUGUGGAAAGAGUUUCCAUCAAUGUCGAACCAUAAAAAAACACAAGAAUUCACACUCGAGAGAAGCCUUUCACCUGCCAACAGUGUGGAAAGAGUUUCUGUCAACUUCAAACUAUAAAAGAACACAUGAUAGGACACACAGGAGAAAGGCUUUUCUCUUGCCAGCAGUGUGGAAAGAGUUUCACUCAAAAAGGAACCUUUAACAGGCAUAAGAGGGUUCACACCAGAGAAAAGCCUUACACCUGCCAACAGUGUGGAAAGAGUUUCUGUCAACGUCGAACCAUAAAAGACCACAUGAGAGUUCACACCGGAGAGAAGCCUUUUACCUG